AUGAGUGCAACACAAGAAGUUACUAUGGACACCGACAGCAGCAGCAGCAGUGGAGCGCCGGAAGAGUGUCGUGCCGAAACUUCAAAGGACUCGACCGAAUCCCGUGGCAGUAAAAGGUCAUCCAAACGGAGCAAAAGCAGGUCGCGGUCGGACGGCAAGGACUCCAAGGUCGAAGAGAACCAGUGCGGCGUGUGCGGAAAGGUGUUGAGCUGCAGGAGUGCCGUGCGGAGGCACCUGCACACUCACAUCGGUAAGAAGGCGUACGCGUGCUCGGUGUGCGGCAGCAAGUUCAUUCGCAAGGAGAACAUGAAGCGCCACAAGCGCAUGCACACCGGCGAGCGGCCGUUCAGGUGCGACGUGUGCGGCCAGAACUUCACCCGCAACGGCGUCCUGGCGAACCACAUGCGCCGCCACACGGGAGAGAGGCCCUUCUCUUGCUCCCUGUGCCCGGCCACGUUCGCCAGCAGGUUCGCGAUGACGACGCACACGGCGAGCCACAAGCGCAAGGCACCCCACGAGUGCCUCAUGUGUGGCAUGAAGUUCGUCUCGGGGAAGAAGUUUGCCGGUCACGUGCGCAACCACUCGGUGAAGAGACCCUACGCGUGCCACCUGUGUCCCGCCGACUUCAUCCAGAGGUACCACCUGCGCGCCCACCUCAUCCAGCACACCGGCGAGAAGCCUCACCGGUGCAACAUGUGCGAGAGGGCCUUCUCGAGGCGUAUGUCCCUUGUGAAUCACAUGCGCGCCAAUCACAAUGCUGACAAACCUUGA
Rhipicephalus sanguineus (brown dog tick) is the source of this 771-nucleotide messenger RNA. Its product is annotated as gastrula zinc finger protein XlCGF7.1. The transcript has 2 exons. The record is from RefSeq and is a predicted model, not a curated record. Gene Ontology annotation, biological process: regulation of transcription by RNA polymerase II. Gene Ontology annotation, molecular function: RNA polymerase II cis-regulatory region sequence-specific DNA binding; DNA-binding transcription factor activity. The coding region runs from base 1 to 771 and encodes 256 amino acids. Lineage: Eukaryota; Metazoa; Arthropoda; Arachnida; Ixodida; Ixodidae.